Rhodamnia argentea is the source of this 794-nucleotide messenger RNA. RefSeq lists its product as uncharacterized. The transcript has 3 exons. NCBI's taxonomy places the organism in Eukaryota, Viridiplantae, Streptophyta, Magnoliopsida, Myrtales, Myrtaceae. Bases 141 to 533 code for a protein of 130 amino acids. The record is from RefSeq and is a predicted model, not a curated record.
UCCAAAAGCUCUCUCGGACAUGGACCCAUCGAAACCCGCGCAAGAACGGCCACCGCCCCGAGCAGCUCCGCCGCAGCAGCCGCCACGACCACCACCGUAUCAGCCACAGAAGAGCAACAAGAAAAGACCCCUCGAGCCCAAUGUCUGGAUUCAAGCCUCUCCUUACUGCAAGAUGCGUUCUUUGCUCAACGACCUUCGUCCUUCUUUCAUCGAGGUGCUGGCAACCCCUGACUUUCGGAAUUGCAGGGCAGCUCAAGAAAUUAAAGAUAUUAAAGUUGAAGCUGUUUAUGGAACUAUACAGACAGAUGACUGCAAGUGCAGAAGCACUCUCUUCUACAAAAUAUAACAAUGUGAAAGAAGGGAAGCGCGGGAAAGGAGAGAACCAGGACACUGGGAAGCGGCAACCUGAGGUGCUCGAGACUCGGGGGCCAUACAUUAUUGGUGGAUCAGCUUUCGGCUGGAACUUUAUUACCUUUCCUAGCGAUAAACCGGUGUACUACGGCCCAAGAAAAGAGUCGUUUCGAGCUUCGUAAGCGGAGUUACAAGAAGAGAGAAUUGCUUCUGCUCCCCGUGUCGGUUGAGAGAUCAUGACCGAUCACAUCAGAUCGGUGUCGGAACUAGGGGUCACACUGGAUGUUCUUUCUUUUGCUUUUUUGGCUGAGCGAACCGACCGUGGAAUUGUAUAUCGAGUCUUGGAAGCAAUAUCGUCAGUUUUUGAGGGAUGUAACUAGUCUUAGCUUCAUAAAACAGUCUAGCUAUCCAGUGAAUCUCCUCUUGUAAUGUGACCUUACAUU